Messenger RNA from Salvelinus sp. IW2-2015, 5528 nucleotides. The record is from RefSeq and is a predicted model, not a curated record. Lineage: Eukaryota; Metazoa; Chordata; Actinopteri; Salmoniformes; Salmonidae.
CACUCUGAAAGAGUAUUUUUCAGAGAGGAGGAUCUGGUCGCCGCAGCGAGGGGUGGUGAUAUCUAAGGUGCUAUGGCCACCCCCUGACUGGCUGACGGUCGCAGUUAGCGCGCUGUCACGACGGAGCACAUUCUGAGUUUAGGGCUCAGAUUUUAUUUUUGGACUGCCAUGGAGACUGGCCCUUCCAUUUGUAGGAAGGGGGUAUAGUUGCGCUCAACAUGAGCCUUCCGCUCUGAAACUCCGGGCUGGGACAAGCAGGCAGCAGCCGGCCGACCCCCAAGCAGCAGUCACACAGGGGACUCCCCUGUCCAGCGUGUUUGUCAACGGUAGUAAGCAUUACCUGGGGGUUAAACUGCUCAUGGCUGCCAGUUAUAGCAAUGUCCCUGAACCAGGCCUGCUGUCCCAGCAGUACCCUCCAGCUCUACUGCCCAAGCCUGGCAAGGAAAAUGUUAGACUCCAGAAACUACUCAAGAAAACGGAGAAAAAAAUAAAGAAAAAAGCUUCCCCUGAAAUGGCAAAGACACCGGUCCCUUUCCGCUCAAACCUCUCCCCUGUGAACGAAGCAAGCCCUGACCUGGAGCACAGUGACCACUCAACCCCUCCUAAAACCCCAGAGGCACCCUUCUACACACAGCACCCCAGAUUCGCUGUCAGGCCAGCCUAUCGGCAUGUGCCAUCCCCUUACCCGCAACAACAAGGAGCCACUUUUGGUGGUACUACAAGGUUCUCCCCAAAGCCAUAUGCUGCUCAAGCCCCCACCUUCCCCCAGCAUGUGGCCCCACUCUACACAUUUACUCCAACAGCCCCAUCACCCAUUCCAGGGCCAGUCUCGCAUGCAGUGGCACCCACAACGCCUGUGCAAACUUCCUCUGUGCCUGAAGUGACAAUGACAGCUGCUGCUCAAAUUGCUCCUCCAGUCCCUGCUCCAGUUGCUCUUGUCACAAUCACUUCUGCUGCCACACAACCUACUCUGCGACUAGCCCCAGUAGUAAUACACCGCAAAAGUCCAAGUCCACGGUUUAAAGCUACCGAAGCUACACUAAAAGCACCCAAACCAAUGUUUGAUGUCUGUCAAAUUCGGGUAUAUACUGCAUCUAAGUCCCCCCUGCAUGAUUACACUGGAAAGACAUUUACUGCAGACACAUUACCUCGGAGUAGAACACCCACAUCAGACAUCAGAAGGGUAAUAACACCAACAGCUGAAAUCAGAAGGAGUGCAACACCGGCAUCUGAAGUGAAAAGCAAUUUAACUUCGACAUCAGAAAUCAAAAGGGUUGCAAUGUCUAAAAUGAAUUCAGGUACAACGCCGACAUCGGAAAUCAAAAGAAGUUUAACACCGACACCUGAACUCAAAAGGAGUGCAACACCUACAUCUGGGGUAAAAAGAGGUUUAACGUCCAGACCUGAAAUCCAAAGGAGUGCAACRCCUACAUCUGAAGUGAAAAGAGCUAAAACGCCAACUCAUGACUUUUUAACACCAAGAACUAAUUUAGGUCGACCUAAGACACCCUCAUAUCAUGUGUCCCGUGCCAAAACACCUGUUAUUGAAAUAUCAAGACCCAACCCACUUUUAUUUGCUGUCUCACCAAUUACUAUAGAUGCACAUAGAUCUAAAACACCAACACCUGGUUCUAAUUCUGCCAAUCCAUAUUUGUCUGGUUCUCAAAAUCUGCCAACGUCUGAGCCUUCAAAAUCACCAUCAACUAGUCAGGGUGCAAGAACUCUGAAUGGGGAAGUGACAUCAAAAGAGACUCCUACAGCUAAAUCACCUCCUGAAAACACUUCAAAACCAGAGGCUCCUCGACAAAAAGUUCCAAAAGUUGAGUCUACCAGACCAAAGACCCCUACAGCUUCAUUAGGCUAUCAAAGACCAAAGACCCCAACAAAUGUCACACCAACUCCUACAGCACCCUCAUAUCAAAGACCCAAGACUCUAACCAAAGAAACACUAAAGCCUACAGCACCCUCAUAUGGGUACCAAAGACCCAAUACUCCAACAAUUAUCACACCAAAGCCUACUGCACCCUCCUAUCAAAGACCCAAGACUCCAACAAAAAAAACACUAGAGCCUACAGAACCCUCAUAUGGGUACCAAAGACCCAAGACUCCAACCAAAGAAACAUCAAAAUCUACAGCACCCUCAGAUGGGUAUCAAAGGCCCAAGACUCCAACCAAUGAGACACCAAAGCCUACUGCACCCUCCUAUCAAAGACCCAAGACUCCAACAAAAAUAACACUAGAGCCUACAGAACCCUCAUAUGGGUACCAAAGAACCAAGACUCCAACCAAAGAAACAUCAAAAUCUACAGCACCCUCAGAUGGGUAUCAAAGGCCCAAGACUCCAACCAAUGAGACACCAAAGCCUACUGCACCAUCAUAUGGAUAUCAAAUGCCCAAGACACCCUCGAAUGAAGAGCCUAAACCUAUGACUCCAACAAUCGGGUAUCAAAGGUCAACAACACCAGUAGUUGGGUAUCAAAGACCACAACCACCAGCAGGUUAUCAAAGACCAAAGACUCCCACAGCUGGGGUAUCAUCCAUAGGAUUUCAAAGGCCCAAUACACCAACAUAUGUGGCCCCUAAACCAACCCAUACAUAUUAUGGGUUGACUCCUGCUGCAUAUGUUGCCCAUGGUGGAAUCCAACGUUUCUCACCUUCAUUCGGCAUAUCCAGGUCUAAGACGCCGACUCUAGAGGAAUCUAAAACCACAACGCAAGAGUUGGAAGCAUCUAAAAUACCUACCCAAGAGUUACUUCUAAAAACACAUCCUUUGCCCAUGGUGUCCAACCAGGAAGCAUCCUCCAAAGAAAAAAUCUCUUUAAAUGAGGCCAUAAUAUCCACGACUCCAGCAGUGAAGCUUCUGCUUCCAAUCAUUGUUGUUACACAAGCUGAAGAUGUCUCAGAACCAAGCGUUUUCACAGCUGUGACCAGCAAAAUGGCAACUCCUGUUCCAGAAACACCAAAGGUUAAAACUGUGGCCAACACAAGACCCUGGGCUAAAUCUCCAACACCUGAGGCUAAGAAACCAGAGGUUAAAACCCCAACUUAUGGAGUCAUCCCAAAACCCAAAACACCCACCACAGAAACCCAACACCCCGUGCCUUCUGCUGGAAACAAAGAUGCCAGCAAGACAAUACCUCCUGUCUCAAAAACAGAAUCUCCUGUGGCUAAAGCCAGGGUACAACAAAAAGAGUUAAACGAAUCACUAGAGCCUAAAACGCCCACCAAAGCAACCUCUGAGUCUAAACCAGGAGGGACAAAGCCGACUACUUCUUCUCCACUUGGAAAGACCUCAGCUCCUGAGAAGCCUUCGGUGGCUGUUCAGUCUCCGGCUAAACCAAAGGAUAACCAGGAAGCCCAACCUGAAAAGGCGGUAUCAGCUCCAACCGCAGCAUCAACAGAGAAGGAAGAGGGAAAAUACUCUUUCCCAGCAGCUGCACCUCUUCUUAAAGUGAUCCAAAAGCCAAAGGGCAUGAUGAAGUCUAAACUUAGUGGUUGGUCACGGCUCAAGAAGCAUAUGGUGGUGGAAGAAGAACCACCUACGUUCCCAGAAUCAAAUCCUAUGAAAGACACCGCAAAGGGAACUGAGCAGGAGGGAGGUGAAGCGAAAAAGGAUGAAACGGUGUCAUUUAAAGACAUGGUGGCAGCUGUAACAGCUGAGGAUCCUCCCAAGGCAGCUAAGAAGUGGGAUUCUCUUCUCUUUGAUAUGUUCUCCUCUAAAGAGAAGAUUAUGCAGGUGAUUGAAGCUAGCAAAAGUGAGGAGGAGAAAAAAGAGCAGCCAAAGGAUGCACCAAAAGAAAUUCCAUCCUUCGCCCAUCGUCUGCCUGUCCUCCUUUUCAGCCCAAAGUUUGAUGCCAAAAGGCUAAGAGAGGCUGCAUCAAGGCCACUUACAAAAAUUUCGACAGUGUUUGAGAUGGGUCUCAUAGGGCGUAAAAAUAAAGAUGAGGAACCAAAAGACUUUAACAGAACAGCUAGAGGGUUCACUUGUCCUUAAACCAUGUCUCUUUGGACUGGUAAAGAUGAAACAGAAGAACCUUUUGAAAAAUUCUGUUACAUUUCUUUGUGUACAGGUGUAGAAAUAGUAGUGAUAAUGUACAGGUCCUGUGUAAUAGUCUCUCUGCUUGACACAGGGUAGAAUAUUUAAGACGGUCUCUUAGAGAAUGUGGUCUGAACUUUAUACUUGAGCACUGAUUGUUCUGUUGUCUGACUACGUUACGGAUGUGUCUGAAUGUCUCUUUCUCUGACAGUAUGAAAAUAUUACCUUGAAAAUCAGAGCAGAAGGAAAAAUAUAUUUUUGUCUUAAAGGAAUUCAGACAUCUCGUGAGAUUAAAAUGUACAAAGAUUAAGUAAAUCUCAGAGCUUCUUUUUUGUCCACUGUUAAACCAUGAUAGGAGAAUGAAUUGCUUUUUCAGACCUCCUCACAUCUUUUUUUCAAAAGUGGUCCUGAGACUGUAGUGUAAUGUAUUUAGGUACACCACUUACUGAAAACUAGACUGUACAGUAUAUUGAUGCAGGAUUUGGUUAUCUGGAGAAAAUUGACUCCAGGGGAUUCAGAGUAAUGUAACCAAAUAAGGAUGAAAAAAGGAGGAGAGGAUGAAAGUAGAAGGAGUGUAUAUUUCUCCAAAUGGUGCUAUUUCCGUAGGUUUUUCAAAUACACCUUAGAUAUUCAGGCGCUUCUUAGAAGUUAGAAUGUUUGUUUACACUGCAUAUGCUAAUGCCAGCUUUGCCAUCUUCCUUUUUAGGAGUACAGGUCAGUGAGAGUGUUAUUUGAGAACUUGGGUUGCUAACUCCUGGGGGAUGAGGCAACUAUAUGAAGGAAGUGUUUUGACUGUUGGCAUGGAUGGAUGAGGGGUCAGGGGGAGGCCUUGUGGGAUAUGGAGGCAAGUGAUGAUAAAUGCGAAGAAAAAUGUAUACAGUAAGUACUUAGGGCAGAUUCCUAAUUUGAGAUCCACGAAUUUCCCAUUGACAUCAAUGCAGGAUUAACGUGAAAGUUAAAUUUAGCAUGUUUCACAGAGUUUUCAAAUAUGCAGCUUUCAAACGAGGGACCCAGAAGAGUCAAGAGCUGAGAGUGGCAUUUGACCUUAAGGUUCUCUAGGUUCGUCAGCUUGUUAUUGAUGCUUUACGUUUGUGUUUCAUGCAUGGACUAUAUAAAAAGAUUAAGAACAUUGUCUCCUAUUGACAGAGUGAUGUUCAACCGUUUUGCAAUCUGAUGUUUAUCUGUAUAAGUGUACAGUAAAUGUUAUUUUCUAUAUAUUUUUGAUAAAAGAGAAAAUAAAAAAAACUUGAAUAGGAAAAUGCUGAUUUUGGUUUAUGUUUGACAUAGAAAGUUCAUCUUGAACUACAGAAUGAAAUUGAGAAAAUGUAUUCUGUAGUGAAGAUAAUGGGCAGAGCAAGGUCAAGGGCAAAGCUAUUGCACUUUUGGUGUUUGAUAGAAGUAAUUAUUGAAUUGUAGCUGGUAUUGUGUUUGUAAUUGUUGGUUUUUAUCUGCAGGACCAGCAGAAUAAAAAUGUGUUUUUUGCCUAAGAAAA